Molecule: messenger RNA, 5349 nt
Organism: Colius striatus (speckled mousebird)
Lineage: Eukaryota; Metazoa; Chordata; Aves; Coliiformes; Coliidae
Gene: FHDC1
Product: FH2 domain containing 1
Exons: 11
Coding region: 8-3424 (1138 amino acids)
Source: RefSeq, a predicted model, not a curated record
CCGUAAAAUGCAUGUUAUGAAUUGUCUCUCCUUGGUCAAUGAUAAAGAAAAUGGGGCUAUUCCAGUUGCAAUGGGAUUAAUGAAUGAGGAUACGACGACAGCAUCUCAACUUCCUCAACCUGCAACAUCUCCGCCCCCACCACCAUGUCCCCUCACAGGGGCACCCCCAGCCCCUCCACUGCCCCCGGGGAUUCCGCCCCCACCACCUCCACCACCGCUUCCUCCUCCGCUGCCUGGGCCAAACCUACCUCUGCCUCCGCAGCUGGUAAACGGGCAUGACAACCAUGGCAAAAAAAAACGGAUGCGGAGCUUUUUCUGGAAAACUAUCCCUGAAGAACAAGUCCGCGGUAAAAACAAUAUCUGGACGAUUGCUGCAAGACCGCAGUAUCAGAUUGAUACAAAGACAAUCGAGGAACUUUUUGGGCAGCAGGAAGAAACCAAGCCCCAGGACCUCCGAAAUCGAUCUUUAAAGUCUUCAUUCAAAGAGAAUAAAGAGGAGGUUGCCAUUUUGGAUGCAAAAAGAAGUAUGAACAUUGGGAUAAUUCUCAAACAGUUCAAAAAGCCUGCUGAAUCCAUCAUUGAAGAUAUUUGUCAUGGAAGAAGUGAGCCCUAUGGUUCUCAACUGCUGCGUGAAUUUCUUAAAUUAUUACCAGAAGCAGAGGAGGUAAAGAAAUUAAAAGCCUUUGAUGGAGAUGUAUCAAAACUGUCUCAAGCCGAUUCCUUCAUGUAUUCACUAAUCCAGGUGCCAAACUAUGCUCUUAGGAUUGAAGCCAUGGUGUUACAGAGGGUGUUCUCACCCUCAUGUGCUUCUCUACAGGAUGACAUGAAAAUUAUAAGACGAGCAACAAAAGAGUUAAUGACUUGUGAGGAACUGCAUUCCAUAUUGCACUUGGUCCUUCAGGCUGGGAAUAUUAUGAAUGCGGGAGGUUAUGCUGGCAAUGCUGUUGGAUUUAAACUGUCUUCACUGCUCAAGCUGGCGGACACUAAAGCAAACAAACCUGGGAUGAAUCUGCUCCAUUUUGUUGCUCUGGAAGCUCAAAAGAAAGAUGCUGCUCUUCUCAACUUUUCAGAAAAAAUUAGAGAUGUUCACGAUGCUUCCAGGUUGUCCAUCGAUAAUAUAGAAACAGAGCUCCACUCACUGUCUUUCAAGGCAAGAUCUGUUAAAGAAAGCAUUCGACGAGACCCAAAACUCUUUCACCAGAUGGAAAGCUUUCUCCAGUUUGCUGUAAGACAUCUGAAGGAUCUCGAACACCAGAAACGAGAAUUACAAAAGGAAGGAAAUGCUCUCAUCGACUUUUUCUGUGAAGACAAAGAAACUAUGAAAUUGGAUGAAUGCUUCCAGAUCUUUAAGGAGUUCUGCAUAAAGUUUGACAAGGCUGUUAAGGAAAACAGGGAACGAGAGAUCCAGGAGCUUCAUAGUCUCCAAAGGCAAAAGGAGCUGGAGGAGAAGCGUCGCUCCUGGGCAGCUGGAGAGCUUGGGAGCUUUGGACGGAGCAGUAGUGAAAAUGAUGUGGAGAUGUUGGCCAAGAAAGGACUUGAAGAAUUUCUUCCCUUCUUGCAGCAGAGACCUCAAAGCCCUUCAUACAGAAACCCCAAUUCUAGACGCUCUCGACUUUCUUUGGGGAUAACUGCAGGCAGGGAGUUGCAGAGUUUCCUGGAAAUCUCAAAAGAUGAGGAUCCAAACAAGUUUAACAGCCUUCCUCGUGCAAACACCAGACAAGCAAGACCAAAUGUAGCCUGGCCUGAAUCCAAAGAAACAAGAGAUGUCAACCUAAAUACCUUGCACUUAAACCAACAGUCUGAAACCAAAGUGAAAAGUGGUGGCCUGCUGCAGGUGCCUCCACCUCAACCUAGCCACCUCAGUGGCUCAACAGGUCCUGAUACUCUUUACUCACAGAGGAGCACCGACUACAACACACACACUUCCAAUGUGUCCUGUGAGGAGUCCACAGAUAUAAAUGCCCUGGCCCUUGCAAUUGAGGAGCGUGAGCUUGUUAAAGGGCUACGUAAGUUUGACAUUCAAGGAGCAAAGCCUGCAGAGAACGCACCUUUAAUAUAUUUAGAGGAUGCUGGUGGAACAGACUUGGAGACUCUAGAUGAUCUAAGCUUUCAUUCCCUUAGCACUGCCGAUGAUGACCUGCCUCCGACUUGCAGAAGUUCCAGAGAGGCACACGACCAUAAAGCCAAGGCAGUGAGUUGCAAGAGUGAAGCUUCAGAGCCCAGCAGCAGCAGCCCCGUGUCUAUGGAUACGAGUGUUUCGGGAAGUAGGGAAGAUGGGGCAAUGUUUUUUGUGUCAGAUACAACGACCGACUGUUCUUUGACUUUGGACUCUGAAGAGGGAACUGAUUUUAAAUCGACAGGCAAGGAAAUAAGAAGUGAGCCUGGCAAAGCACACUCUUCUGGGAAUGAUGCACAGCACAGGGAUAGAACAUUCUUCUCAAACCUGAAUUCUGCUUCUGCCAAGGAUCUCCAUGCUUCUGCGAAUGACAAGGAUGAUGCCAAUAGCAAGCAGGCCCAUCUGAAAGAGAAGCCUACGAAAAAUAAAGACCCGGUAGGGCCAAAGAGAAACUCUCUAAAAGAUAGAUCUCCAAGCUCCUCAAAAUCCAGUGGCACUCGCCCUAGCUACACAGCUCCUUCCAGACCUGUAAGAACUUUGAAUGCCUCUGAGAAUGAAAGUAUGAGGAAGGUGGUGCCUAUUUCUCGGUCAAGCAGAGCACCAAGCAGCGUCAAAAAGCCAGAAGCCAAGCCGGUGCUUCGUGACUCUAGCACAGUGGAAAGUCGGCUGUCUCGUCGCAGCUCCGUCCGAGGCACAACAGACACACUGCCAAGAAGUCCUUACAGGCAUAGCAUGUCAGUAGAAGAGCCGAAGUUUCAAAGGGGCACUGUUACCUCGAGCAGUGCCCAUUUUGAGAGGGAUAGAGUCUCUCUCAAGAAGCCAAACUCCAAACCUGUCAGGAGUAGCAUGAAGUCAAAGACAGACGAAUUGAAGAUAUGUCGCUCCAGUGGAAAACCCCAGACCCCUACAGAUGACACCAAAGUUGCCACAAUCAGUGUGCCCAAAACGCCAUCCGCUGUCCCAAACUUUGCGAGGAAUACAGUGGCUUCUUCUUCAAAGCGUGCAAAAGUGGAUCUGUCCAGCUCGUCCAGGCCUCCAACCAUCACACGGUCAGUGUCCCAGAGGCUGCCUAAAGUGAAGCCAGCAGUGACCUCUGAUGAUCCAAGCCCAAAGGAGAACAACAUGAGUACCUUAAAGAGAGCGAGUAGUGCCAGGGUGGUAGGAAGAAGCGUCCUGCAGGGAGAAGCUGUCAGCAUUAAAGGAGAGCCUGCACCGAAGGAGCAGGGAACAAUGGAAAAGGCCUCUCUUAAACUGAAAGAUCCAAACCGGACCACGAUUGGUAAAAUACUGAAGCCGUUACUGAAGUAAGAGAGAGGGGGUUUUUUGAAUCUUGGAAUGUGAACACUUGUUCAAGCACUGGAUGUCGGUGUUGUGAAAUUCCUUAAAACAGUUAACAUUGCUGAUAAGCAACAUCACGUGCCCAUUGAAGUGCGGCACACUGUUGGAAAAGGGCAAGUAAUUGCAUUCUGGUCUAAAUCCCUUUUUAUUAAUUUGAAUGUAUUUGAAGCUACUGUGAUGGAACGUGAGCGUAACAGCAGAUCUUUGCGUGUUUAUGAUACAGGUCACCAAAAGCCAAAAAAGCCUGAAGUUAAAACUACAAGAGGGAACUCUUUGUAACAGAAAACACAGAUAACGGCCAGUUUUUGUGUACAUGAGAUUCUUCCUAAGACUCGAGCCUUUGUACUGGUUGGUUCCUUAUUCAGCGUCGAAGUGAACCCUGUGGAACAGUACUAAGAACGAACCUGGGUGAUUGUGCUUUCCAUUGCUUUCAAUUCCUUGGAUUCAGGAACUCUUUUGCCUCUUGCAAAGUCCGUUGCUGGCAAUCGGACAGGCUGGGAACUGCUGGCCAACAAAUAGUAUGAGGAGACGUUUGCUCUUUGUGGCUGUCUUUAACCUCACUGAAGAAUUUCUAGCAUGUUUUAGGAAUGUGUAUGUGUGUCUGGAGAAGGCUUUCUGCUGGGCAGGAGGCUUGUUCUCCGGGAACGUGGCAGCAUUGUCUUGCAUGCACAAGUAGAUAUGGCUGUGGUACUGCAUUGAGUAGCACGGCUGGAGGCUGUGCCUGUUGGAAGGGCCAUCAGUAACUGUUGGGUUGACAACUGCUCCUGACUCGUCUCAGUCACAAGCAAACGUUGGGUCAGCUUUUGGUCAUACAGAAGUGCCAUAUAUUUAUGAAACAUACCAAGGAUGUUUGCAGUUCAACUCUUGAAGGCUGCGACGUGGUGCUGAGCACUUUCUUACCAUUCCAUGUUUCCACUGGUUUAUCUACUACCAAAUUACUUGAAUGUUGCAAUGGCUCUGAUUGAGCCAUUAGUUUCCCUGCCUCUUCUUCCUCUCCCUCUCCUUGUCAACAUGAAUAUUUAGCAUGAAACAUGGAGCUUACGCAUGACAAUGUUUUUGUAGACUUUCUUGGUUGCUUCGAAUGUGGCUUUUAAUGCAUAAGGACUCUAAAGGAUUAAUUAAACUAGUAUUUUAUAAGCUUUUUACAAAAGAAAAACACCACUUUUUUUUCUGCAGAUACAAAUUUUAACUCCUAUCAGACUAAGGUACAGAGAAUGAGGGAAAACUUGUUCAGCAUGCUGUGCAUCUUCCCAAGAGAAAUGUAUGUAGGUGGGGAAAAACUGAUCACUGUUCUACUAAGCAUCUUAUUUAAAGAGCUGCCUUUUUAUUCACUUACGUAAGAGCAAAGCCUCCUUUAAGAAUAAAAUAAAAACAUAGAGGAAAAUGUCUUCGGGCAAAUGGCAUUGAUGUACUAGUGGUGGAGAUCUGUUUGUCUGAUCUGUCCCUGAGUGCUGGGAGAGAGUAAUUCAAUAAGGACGAGCCAUUAAAUUGCUCAGAUGCUUCUCAUGGGCUAGUAUCAGGGACAGCUAGCUUUGUGGUUUGGAUCUGGCAAGGGGCCUUUAGCUCUUCCCACAUACCAGCAAAUCUGGGUGCAGAUGUCAUACCCAGACACCAUAAAGUGUUGCACAGGGCCUCUUGUUUAAGUCUGACCCGCAGGGAGAAUUUCUACAGCCCGCUUUUCGGCAAGGCCCAAUCUUUGAUUGAAACCCUAUCAGCUUUUUGGAUACUGCCUCCCUUGUGGGUUAGAUACAAAAGCAUCUCCCUCCUUGUUUGUAUCUGUGCGUAUGGAUGCACAUCUGCAAGAGCAGAUGACUGACUUCUUUCAUUUUUUUUUUUAAAAAAAGAAAACAGAAAAAAAAAUUGUUGGUAGCAAGCUUGAAAAAUAAUUUAAAUGU